CUCGCUCCACCAAAUGCCAGAUGCCAGCGCCCACAUCUUUUUGCCUUUGCCCGGCGCAUCAUGUUGAGCAGGACGGCCCCCCGCGCAGUACCUCGAACGAGCGCAAUCGCACGCUGCGAAGCGCAAACCCCGCUAACGAGAUGCUCACAGCUGCCCGCUAAGCCAUGGCGGCCAACACAGCAGCAACUGGGACGGCGCUAUCGCUCCACGAUGCGGGAACAGUUCCGGGAGCAAUACCACAAGAGCCCCGUGUUAUUCCCCUUUGCAAUUGGGUCUAUCGCCCUCGUGGCCGGCAUCUGCGUCUUCUACAUACCGUGGUACUACAAGAACGUCAUCAUCAAGCCCUACCACAACUUCCCCGAGCCCGUCGCAAAGAAGCUACGCAGAGCUCUCUUCUACAGCCGCGGCCAAUGGCUUGAUAUCCGCGAAGCCAACAAGCACUUCCGCCAGGCGCUGGCUCUGGCCGACGAGAUGGGCAUGGAUCCCUUUAGCGACGAGAUCAUGGGCGUCAAGUACACCAUCGCCGCCCUGUUUGAGGAUGCGGGCUACUACAGUCUAGCUAUCGAUGUGUUGGAGAUUAUGCGUAACGACUGCCAGAAAUGGGUGGACGAGUUUUCGGAUAGGCAUUGGACAAAUGGGAAUAGAAGCAGGGUGAAGAAGAACAUGGUGCAAAUCAAUCUGAAGCUGGGCCAGCUUUACGAUGUGAGAUAUGUCAAUGAGCCCGAGAACGGAGAGAAGAGACUGGUUGAGGCUGUUGAGAGCGCACUCAAGGAACAACAAAGACGGGAGAAGGAGGGCGUCAAGAACGGCGAGGGACCAUGGCUGACCAACGACGAGAUGGGUGGUGUACUCGAAGCUCUCGGAACACACUAUGAGCAAUUCGACUCGCACUACCUCGCCGCACCCCUCUUCGUCAAAGCCCUACAGCUCUGCCCACCCACCUCAUGCCACAGCGUCGUCCUAAUGAACAACAUAUCCACCUGCCUCGUCCAACAAACGCCCCCCUCCGCCUCCUCUUCCAACGCCAUAACCAUGUCCGACGCCCCCACCGACUUCCCCGUCUCAAACUCCGCGCCCCGCACCCUCGCCAUCGACCAAGCGCGGCAAUGGGCAGAACGAGCGUUAGCACAGGCGAGUCAGAUCAAGGCAUCUGAAAGGAAUGAGGAAUGCGACAUGGGCUGUGCUGUUGCGACGCAUAACUUAGGCGAGUUCUUGGAGAUGGAAGGCAAGAUUGGAGAGGCGAGGAAGAAAUAUGAGGAGGCGGCGCAAUUGGCGAAGAAGAUGGGGUUUGCGGAGGGGGUGACGAAUGCGAGGGCGGGGGUGAAGAGGUGUAAGGAUGUGGAGAGGAAGGGCUGAGGAUGGGUAGAGGAGAUGUGAUACGAGAUUGUGGCAUACUCGAACAUGUUGGAAAGAGCUCGCGCGUAUCGUUGAAUGCUGUGAAGCUCACGCACUUCGCCAUUACGCUCAUGUUCCGGGACACAGACUGCUGGGUCGGUAGGUUUAGAAGUAGCUUUGAGCUACAAGUCAACAGCGAAGGUUAUUCUCACCUCACCAUGUACACGCCGUAAUACGAAAAGCACGUCGUUUGUAAUCACGAUGUCGACUAAACCAGCUAGACGAUGCUUAAACCGAAGAGGAAGAGUGAAGCUGAUCAAUCAUGAAGAAA
Messenger RNA from Alternaria rosae, 1666 nucleotides. RefSeq lists its product as uncharacterized. The record is from RefSeq and is a predicted model, not a curated record. The coding region runs from base 61 to 1356 and encodes 431 amino acids. Lineage: Eukaryota; Fungi; Ascomycota; Dothideomycetes; Pleosporales; Pleosporaceae. Gene Ontology annotation, biological process: protein quality control for misfolded or incompletely synthesized proteins. Gene Ontology annotation, cellular component: i-AAA complex. The transcript is spliced from 3 exons. Gene Ontology annotation, molecular function: misfolded protein binding.